AUGUGUCUGUCAAAUAUUAGUCAAACUUUCUUCUCCUUCCCACAUGCCACUUCCCAAGGACCACCUUGCAGCAGCUGGGUGUAUCUCAGCCGGAGCUCAACGGGGCGGUGCUGUCUGCGGCCCAAAGGAUCAAACAAGAACAAGAAAGUUCGUGCCCAGAAUCGCUUGGUGCGAAGACUAUGCUAUGCGCUGGAGUUUGCCUUCAGGCGAGGUUUGUUCUACGCGGUGGAGCAGCCCGCAUCUAGCCUGAUGCCGGAGUACAAGCCGUUCAAGAAACUUCUACGUCGACAUGGAGCUGUGCGAGUUCAUAUUUACCUCGGCGCCUUUGGCGCCCCCACCUUGAAGCCUGUGGUGAUAUGGACAACUAGUCCAUUCCUGCGCCAGCUCGGAGAGGUCGUGACAGUUGAAAGGCGAGAUCAGCUUCGAUCCAUACGAUCUCAGCUCAACCUCAAGCUCGUGCGGCGCUACGUGGAUAAGCGCGGGGACUUACGUGUGGACGCUUGGCCUUUCACUUCGCAAGAGCCUUUUUGA
This is a messenger RNA of Effrenium voratum, 531 nucleotides long. NCBI's taxonomy places the organism in Eukaryota, Dinophyceae, Suessiales, Symbiodiniaceae. The record is from the annotation of a GenBank genome assembly.